AUGUCAGUCUCAUCCAUAAGAAAUCCUAAUGAAAUGAGAAAAGGUCCAAACUUAAAUAUAGUAUUGACCUGUCCAGAAUGUAGAGUUUACCCACCAAAAAUUGUGGAAAGAUUUAGUGAAGGUGAUGUUGUUUGUGCACUUUGUGGUUUAGUAUUAUCUGAUAAAUUGGUUGAUACGAGAUCUGAAUGGCGUACUUUCUCUAAUGAUGAUCAGAACGGUGACGAUCCAUCUCGUGUUGGUGAAGCUUCAAAUCCUUUAUUAGAUGGUAAUAAUCUGUCUACUAGAAUUGGUCAAGGUGAAGGUACCGAUAUGAGAUUCACAAAAGAAUUAAAUAGAGCACAGGGGAAAAAUGUUGUGGAUAAAAAAGAUAAUGAAGUUCAAGCAGCUUUUGCAAAGAUUACUAUGCUUUGUGAUGCUGCUGAAUUACCUAAGAUUGUUAAAGAUUGUGCCAAAGAAGCUUAUAAAUUAUGUCACGAUGAAAAAUCUUUAAAGGGGAAAUCGACUGAAAGUAUUAUGGCAGCAUCGAUCUUGAUUGGUUGUCGUCGUGCUCAAGUGGCAAGAACUUUUAAAGAAAUUCAAUCAAUCAUUCACGUAAAGACGAAAGAAUUUGGUAAGACUCUUGGUAUAAUGAAAGGUAUCCUAAGAGAAAAGAGUUCAGAUGGAUUUAUUAAGAUUAAUACCGAUAAUAUGAGCGGUGCUCAAAACUUAACUUAUAUUCCAAGAUUUUGUUCUCAUCUUGGUUUACCAAUGCAAGUCACUACAGCAUCAGAAUAUACUGCAAAGAAAUGUAAAGAAAUUGAAGAAAUCGCUGGUAAAUCUCCAAUCACUAUUGCUGUCGUAUCGAUCUACCUAAAUAUCUUACUUUUUAAAAUACCUGUUUCUGCAGCAAAAGUCGCUCAAAUUUUACAAGUUACUGAAGGUACUAUCAAAUCAGGUUACAAAAUUUUGUACGAGCAUAGAGAUAUUGCCGUAGAUCCACAAUUAAUUGCUAAUGGAACUGUUUCCAUAGAUAAUUUACCAAAAUUAGAAAAGGAAAGAAAUUCAAAAACUGAUAGAAAAAAGGAUUAA
Messenger RNA from Kazachstania africana CBS 2517, 1068 nucleotides. It is a transcript of the gene SUA7, whose product is annotated as transcription factor TFIIB. Gene Ontology annotation, biological process: transcription initiation at RNA polymerase II promoter; transcription preinitiation complex assembly. The record is from RefSeq and is a predicted model, not a curated record. The transcript has a single exon. The coding region runs from base 1 to 1068 and encodes 355 amino acids. Lineage: Eukaryota; Fungi; Ascomycota; Saccharomycetes; Saccharomycetales; Saccharomycetaceae. Gene Ontology annotation, molecular function: RNA polymerase II general transcription initiation factor activity; TBP-class protein binding. Gene Ontology annotation, cellular component: transcription preinitiation complex; nucleus.